Messenger RNA from Ilyonectria robusta, 1686 nucleotides. RefSeq lists its product as uncharacterized. The transcript has 7 exons. Gene Ontology annotation, biological process: secondary metabolic process. The record is from RefSeq and is a predicted model, not a curated record. NCBI's taxonomy places the organism in Eukaryota, Fungi, Ascomycota, Sordariomycetes, Hypocreales, Nectriaceae. Gene Ontology annotation, molecular function: CoA-ligase activity. The coding region runs from base 1 to 1686 and encodes 561 amino acids.
AUGCCCUAUUAUGGACCGGAUCUUCAGCCAUAUCCGAGUGACGUUUCAAUAUGGAAUUGGCUCUUCGGGUCAAGACAGUCCUGCGGAAAUGACGCUUCCCAAGGUACAGGUGACCUAUCAGAUGAUCACGGAUUUCGGGACGCAGCAUCAGGGAACCUUUUAACAUUUCGAGCUAUAAGAGACAAGUCUACUUGGCUAUCCAUAGCUUUGGCACGGUCGCUUGGCCUGCAAGCGCACCAGACAGUGGCCGUUGUGAGCUCUAACUCGAUCUGGUGUCCCGUCGCCAUGUUUGCUGCAGGUCGUAUUGGAGCCGUCGUCACAACAUUACCGUACGAGGCGAAUGCAAAGGAUUUAGCAUUCUUCUUUCAAGCUUCGAGCACCACGAUUGUUUUUACAAAUGCCAGCGCUCUUGGCCAGGUGCGCGAGGCUUGUCAGACGGUCGGUCUGGCUGAUGACAGAAUCAUUCUUCUUGAUGACCCUCCUCGGGGGGAAGCGUCUAUUCAAGGACUGAUUGAGCACGGGAAAGCGUUGGGACCAGCUGAAUUUAUCGAGGAAUGGAAGCCAGCGGAAAACACCACCUCAGCCUGCGCGUUUCUUUCCUUCACUUCUGGUACAACUGGACGGCCAAAAGCGGUUAUGAUCUCACACACCAACAUCAUCAGCCAGCUUUGCCAAAUGCGCCAACUGACCCCCCAAAAGACACCGAACACAGUCCUUGGGAUACUUCCAUUCUAUCACAUAACGGGCCUUGUUCAUCUCCUCCACCUUCCAAUUGUCCUUGGGCAGGAUGUUGUCGUAAUGUCCAAAUUUGACAUGAAAAGAAUGUUGAAUACGGUUGUUAAAUACACCUGCAAUGAGUUAUGGGUUGUACCACCAAUUCUUAUUCGCCUCCUGAACGAUCCAAUUGUACAUGAAUACGAGAUAUCAUUUGUGAAUCAAUUCAACACAGGUGCUGCUCCACUGGCAGAGCAAGUGAUUGUGCAGCUUUCCGCCAGGUUCCCCCGUGUGGCUAUUCGACAGGCCUGGGGGAUGACUGAAAGCACCUCUUGCCUCACAGUCACACCUCCAGGGCUGACUACUUGGAGUAACGCGACAAAGGUGGGUAAGAUUGUUCCCGGGACUGAGAUUCGCAUCGUCGAUCCGGAAACGAAGAAGGACCUGGCCGUGGGUCAAAGUGGAGAGCUCUGGGCACGUGGACCUCAAAUAUCGAUGGGAUACUUGAAUAAUUCUGCAGAGACAGCAGAAACCUUCGACUCUGAUGGAUAUUUGCACACGGGCGAUUUGGGGUCCAUCGAUACGGAAGGCUUCAUCACAAUCCACGACCGACUCAAGGAGAUGAUCAAGGUCCGUGGUUUCGGUAUUGCCCCAGCCGAGCUUGAGGACUUGCUCCUCGGGCACCCUCAGGUUCGCGAUGCCGCAAUUGUGGGAAUACCAGAUGAUUAUUCGGGAGAGAUUCCCAGAGCCUUUAUUGUGGUUCACCCCGGAGUGGCACGCGAUAUUCAGACUGCAAAGGCCCUUCAGCAACACGUCAAAUCCCACAAAGCUCGGCACAAGUGGCUCGCUGGUGGUGUGGAGUUUUUAGACGCGAUCCCAAAGAGUGCAUCGGGGAAGAUUUUGAGGAGAUCACUGAAGGCAAAGUGGAAAGAAGACAUGAAGCAUGAGAAGCAGAGGUCAGCAAAGUUGUAA